UUGGACUGAAGAAUGACACAGACGACACAGACAGUGAGAUAAUCAAAACGUCUGACUCAACAUGUCCGCUCUGCCUGCCUCUGGUGCGAGGCAAGAAGAGGAAGAAGGAGCAGCUGCGGCGGCAAUGGAGGAGGCACACACGCAGCUGAUGUACAAGAUAGAGCGUCCGGUUUAUGAUGAAGCCUUUAUCAGAUCGCAGCUGCUCCACCGCAAGGAGAGCUCCAUCACCUUCAGACAGAGGAUGGCACAGAAAUUCAGGUGUUCAGCCAAGGCGGCGGUUCUGAGCUUCCUGCCUAUUCUCACGUGGUUGCCGGCGUAUCCGGUCAAGCAGUACCUGUUUCAAGAUGUGGUCUCAGGUCUCAGCACAGGAGUCGUGCAGCUCCCUCAAGGUCUAGCCUACGCCAUGCUGGCUGCCGUGCCUCCAGUUUAUGGUCUGUACUCCUCAUUCUACCCCGUCCUGCUCUACACCUUCUUUGGCACAUCCAGACACAUAUCCGUAGGCACCUUCGCAGUAAUAAGUCUGAUGAUAGGGGGCGUCGCAGUGAGGGAAGCCCCGGACUCGAUGUUCUUGCUCCCCGCCAACGGCUCUAACGUGUCCACCAUCCUGGACGUGGAGGCACGUGACGCUAGGAGGGUCCAGGUGGCCGUGGUGCUCACAACCCUGGUGGGAAUCAUCCAGAUCGUAUUCGGUCUUCUCAGGUUUGGCUUCGUGGCGAUCUACCUCACAGAGCCCCUGGUGCGAGGCUUCACCACAGCAGCGGCCGUGCACGUCGUCGUCUCUCAGCUAAAAUACCUGCUGGGUGUUAAAACCCAGCGUUUCAGCGGCCCUCUCUCCGCUAUAUACAGCGUCAAGGCGGUAUUCAGUGACAUCACCAGCACCAACAUCACCACCCUCAUCCUGGGCCUGGUGUGUCUCGUCUUUCUGUACAUCAUCAAAGACCUCAACGAGCGCUUCAAGAAGAAACUGCCCAUCCCGAUUCCCGGAGAGAUCAUCGUGGUCAUCGUUUCGACGGGCGUUUCGUACGGCUUGUCGCUAUCGGACAGCUACAGCGUGGACGUGGUGGGGAAGAUACCAACUGGGCUUCUCCCUCCUUCUGUGCCAGAGUUCUCUUUAUUACCAAAUUUGAUCACGGACUCCUUCACUGUAGCCAUCGUAGGAUUCUCGAUGGGCAUGUCUCUGGCCAAGACGUUUGCCCUGAAGCACAACUACAGCGUGGACGGCAACCAGGAGCUGAUCGCCCUCGGCCUGUGCAACUUCAUCAGCUCUUUCUUCCAAACGUUCGCCAUCACCUGCUCCAUGUCGAGGAGCCUGGUGCAAGAGAGCACUGGAGGGAAAACACAGAUUGCAGGACUGCUGGCGUCUCUGGUGGUGCUGCUGGUGGUGGUGGCCAUCGGUUUUGUCUUCCAGCCGCUCCCUCAGACUGCGCUGGCAGCCAUCAUCAUGGUCAACCUGCUGGGGAUGUUUAAACAGUUCAGAGACAUACCUACUCUGUGGAGGACCAGCAAGAUUGAACUGGCCAUCUGGCUGGUGGCCUUCAUAGCGUCGGUGCUGUUGGGGCUGGAUUACGGCCUGCUGGUGGCCGUCACAUUCGCCAUACUGACAGUCAUCUACAGAACACAAAGCCCUAAAAGCUCCGUCCUGGGCUAUGUUCCCGGCACGGGUAUGUACUGCGACGUGGACGAGUACGAAGAGGUGGUUGAAUGUGAGAGGAUUAAGAUUUUCCACUCCAACUCUUCAAUCUACUUUGCUAACAGUGACCUCUAUGUGAAUGCCCUCAAGGAGAAGACGGGUGUAAACCCUGAACGCUUACAGGCUUCCCGCAAAGCCCGGAAAAAACAGAAGCAGAAGGAAAACGGCAGUCAGAAGUCUCCACCGAAAAUCCGUAUUGAUGGCAUGACGGAGGGUGUGACUCAUGACGUUUUGUCCUAUGCGGAGGAGGAGCAGAGGAACGGCCAGCUGGCAGACACAGAUGAGACCGACUCAAUGGAGGUGGUCUUCUUCGAACCUCUUGCCUCCGUUCACUCCAUCAUCCUGGACUGGACGUCCGCCACCUUCAUCGACUCUGUCGGAGCCAAAGCCAUCAAACAGGUCAUAAAGGAGUACGCUGCAGUGGAUGUUCGAGUGGUCAUAGCCGGCUGCAGCAGAACCCUUGUGACUGAGCUGGACACCUUACAGUUCUUCACGGGGAUCAUGACCCCAGAGAUGAUGUUCCCCACCGUCCACGACGCCAUGCUGUACUGCCAACACUCCCCACCCACCAAAUGCCACAACCAAUGAAACCAACUGACAGUGGCAGGGGGGA
Molecule: messenger RNA, 2303 nt
Organism: Scomber japonicus (chub mackerel)
Lineage: Eukaryota; Metazoa; Chordata; Actinopteri; Scombriformes; Scombridae
Gene: slc26a5
Product: solute carrier family 26 member 5
Exons: 17
Coding region: 62-2278 (738 amino acids)
Biological process (GO): transmembrane transport
Cellular component (GO): membrane
Molecular function (GO): secondary active sulfate transmembrane transporter activity; bicarbonate transmembrane transporter activity; oxalate transmembrane transporter activity
Source: RefSeq, a predicted model, not a curated record